AGAGAGAAGAAGAGCUAUAAUAGCAUAUAUGUUGUGAGCUCUUUGUAAAGGCAACAAUUGCCUAAUUGUGUGAGAUAUUAGAGUGAAAUAAUUUCCUCUAAUAUUUUCGAUCUUAAACCUACUACAUAUUUCGCUGUGCUCCAACACCUUUUAGCAAACAUGGCGAGAAGAUUACAAGGCAAGGUAGCCCUCAUCACCGGCGGAGCCAGGGGGAUCGGCGCUGCGGCGGCGCGGCUCUUCUCUCAGCACGGCGCCAAAGUCGUGAUAGCCGACAUCCGGUCCGACCUGGGCCGCUUCGUAUCCAACCAGAUCCAACUCGAGUCGGGCCACCCCGUCUCCUACGUUCAAUGUGACGUGGCGAGCGACUCGGACAUGCAAAACGCAGUCGACACCGCCGUUUCGACGUACGGGAAGCUCGACAUCAUGUACAGCAACGCCGGGAUAGCAGGGGAGAAGUUCGACCCUCUGGCGAAUAUCAAGAAAGUAGGCAUACUGUCCGUUGACCGGGAAGUGUUCGGGAAGGUGUUUGACGUCAAUGUGUACGGAUCGUUCCUGGCAGCGAAACACGCUGCCAGGGUAAUGGUCCCGCGGAAGAGCGGGACCAUUCUUCUGACGGGCAGCGCCGUGACGGCCAGCUACGGCACCACGCCGCACAUGUACUCUGCGUCGAAGCACGCUGUGGUGGGGCUGGCGAAGAACCUGUGCGUGGAGCUGGGGGAGUUCGGGAUUCGUGUGAACUGCAUCUCGUCGUCUGGGACUCCGACCCCGAUGGGGGAGGAGUCGAUGGGGCUGGACGAAAAGACUCUGGAGGAGAUGUUCACGACGAUCGGGAAUCUGAAAGGAGUUGUUCUGAAACCAAAGAAUGUCGCGGAGGUUGCGCUGAGCCUGGUGAGUGAUGAGUCAAAGUACCUAAGUGGGUUGAACCUUUUGGUUGAUGGUGGUUUCUGCCUCAAGAGUGCUUGAUUAAAUGUGUCACCAAAUGCAAGAUAUGUAAGGUAUUGUUAACAUUGAGGCGAUGUGUAAUAUAAUGUUAAAAUAAAUAAUUAUGGAGAAUAUGAAAACACUUGGUUAUCCUUCUUCUAGUCUCUAUAUUCUGAAUCCUUUCCCUCUUUUCCUUGCUCAAACUCACUGAUUAUCCCUCAAAGUCAUCAAUUAAAAUUUUCACUAAAACAUUUGCUUAAACAAUGGUGGCCAACCUGGCAUCCGCCCAGCCGGUCCAACCAGUUCAACCCAGCAUCAGCCCAGGAAUCAAUCCCGUCUUACUCACCCAUUGAUGGAUCUAGUUUAGACAAAGGCCAUAACAAAAAGCCCAUCUACCAAAGCUAAUGAAGGACGACGAGCCCAGCUGAAGAAAAAAUCAUCAUCUCAUCCUCUUCGGCGGGCAUUCAGCUUCUUCACCAAGAACUCCUCUCAUCCACUUGCUCCAACCGAGCGAACCGUGCACAACGUUCCAACCAAACCAACGCAUUGAAGAUCCAUUCAAAUCGACCUACAUAGAAGCUCUAUGCAAGGGAAGAUCAGGCGACGACAAGCGGCAACAGUUUUCGACUCAACGAGUAGAACAGGGAAGUUUUACGGGACGAUAGAAAUCAGAAAUGGGUUGAUUUAUUCGAAUCUAAUCUGCAGUCUUUUACAUCGGAGAUUGCUUCUGGGUUUUGGCAUAGAUAAAUCGCAUUCCAAUUUAGAUUUGAUUGAAUCCAGUUGAUCUACAAUCAACGCAGGCGGGAUUUACAGCGGUAGCCAUGUCUGUCCUUGGAGGAGGCUCUGAAAAACCACGAAACUAAUGUCGGAAUGUUUCUGGAAGUCGGUAUAGGUGAGUAGGGAGGGGAAUCAGGCUCGAAAUCAUCAACGUUUCAGUUCGGCCGGCGAAAGGGAGGGAUAGAACGAAGAUAGUCGCUGAGAAGCUUUCUGGUUCUGGGUUCUGAAUUCACAUAGCCGUCAAAAUAUCGCCAGGAACGACUUUUGGUCAAAAUAUCGUAAAAUAUCGUUGAAUAUUGCGAUAUUUCAAAUUAUCGCGAAAUAUCGUCAAAAUUAAGUACUCGUCAAAAUAUCGUCAAUUUCUCGCGUUUCGAUUUUGGUUUUGAGGACCCGAAACGUUUCGCGUUUCUGCCCACCGUUUCGCGUUUCUGAGUUCUGUUGAUCGGUUUCACAGAUUCUCUGAAGCAUCUGCCGCUGGCUCAAUAUUUGGAUGGGCCGAAACAUUUAUCACACCAGAUAACUUUUGAACAGACUGGCCCAUAUUGGCAAGCCCAAUAUCAGCUUUUUGGUGUGUUGCCGGAUUCAGGCCGAUUGGGGCAGGCCCAACUCCGGGAAACCCUGGCCCUAAUGCUGCGAAACUGUCGAAAUGGAUACGAGUCACGGAAUUAUUUGAAGAAACGCCACAACGCGAA
Molecule: messenger RNA, 2390 nt
Organism: Linum trigynum
Lineage: Eukaryota; Viridiplantae; Streptophyta; Magnoliopsida; Malpighiales; Linaceae
Source: the annotation of a GenBank genome assembly